Labrus mixtus (cuckoo wrasse) is the source of this 1009-nucleotide messenger RNA. It is a transcript of the gene her12, whose product is annotated as hairy-related 12. NCBI's taxonomy places the organism in Eukaryota, Metazoa, Chordata, Actinopteri, Labriformes, Labridae. Gene Ontology annotation, molecular function: RNA polymerase II cis-regulatory region sequence-specific DNA binding; DNA-binding transcription factor activity, RNA polymerase II-specific; protein dimerization activity. The coding region runs from base 64 to 531 and encodes 155 amino acids. The transcript is spliced from 2 exons. The record is from RefSeq and is a predicted model, not a curated record. Gene Ontology annotation, cellular component: nucleus. Gene Ontology annotation, biological process: regulation of transcription by RNA polymerase II; anterior/posterior pattern specification; regulation of neurogenesis.
CCCUGGAGACAUCAGAUCUCACACCACUGUCCAGAAGAAACAGCUCACUUUAUCUGCACAGACAUGGCUCCCUGUACUACCAACUACUCCUCUAUUCACCAUAUCAGGAUAUCUGAGAGAGAAAAUAUCAAAUUGAGAAAACCUGCUGUGGAGAAAAUGCGCAGAGACCGCAUCAACAGCUGCAUUGAGGAACUCAAGAUCAUCCUGGAGAAACAAUUCCACCAGCAGGAGCCCAACUCUAAGCUGGAGAAAGCCGACAUCUUGGAGAUGACUGUGAGCUUCCUGAGGCAGCAGCUGCAGCCAGGACUCUGUCAGAGUGACUUCAACCAGGGAUACUCUUACUGCUGGAGCGACUCUACGCACUUCCUCGCUGCUGGAUCCAACACAGAGGCCCUUGUCAGUCCUUUACAGGGCCAACAGCAGCUCCAUCAGACCCAGAGAACCAGCGUCUCCUCGCCAGUCUGCUCCCCACUCAGGCCUACCAUCCUGAAGGACAGCAGCAGCAGAGGCCCCAUGUGGAGGCCUUGGUAGAGACUCUGACAGAAACUUUUAGACCUGAGGGGACGUGAACUCUCCCUCACUGUGUAGGAAAGAUAUUUCCAGCCCUUCUAUUAAUGGUGGGGUUCAUUGUUGUCUCAUCACAUUGAUGGACAAGUAGUAAAAGCAAAGCUCUCACUUAUUUGACGAUUGUCCUGCUUUGACUUCGAUUCACAUUUGAUUUUUGCUUUCAUUCUUGUUUAAACUGGUGGAUUCUGAGUGUAUAUGGUUUGAUCAAAUCUUGUGAAAUGACAGUUUACUCCAGUGGAGUUUAUCUUUAGAGUGCUUGAUGUAACAGUAUAUAUAUAUGUAUAUUUGUGGUACUGAGUUAUACUGACAGACAGCUGCCGUUGAGAAUAUUUCUCUGUUUUGACUUUUCUAGGCCAAAUUUUAUGGACGAGUAUUAUGUGUAUAAAUGUGUGUGUAUGCGUGCGUGCGUGUGUGUGUGUGUGUGUGUGUGUGUGUGUGUGUG